This is a messenger RNA of Dichomitus squalens LYAD-421 SS1, 549 nucleotides long. RefSeq lists its product as uncharacterized. Lineage: Eukaryota; Fungi; Basidiomycota; Agaricomycetes; Polyporales; Polyporaceae. The transcript has 2 exons. The record is from RefSeq and is a predicted model, not a curated record. The annotation marks the transcript as partial.
AUGCUCCAAGAGCAGAUAGACCUCGUGUCCACCGAAGAUACGAGAAUACAGGCAUGGCGCGACGCGGCCAACGUAGUCAAAGUUUACAAUGACGAGCUUGUCGAUCAAUGGAACAAGGAGAUUGAUGGGCUGCUGACAUUUGCUGGACUAUUUUCGGCGGUCCUCACCGCGUUCAACGUCUUGGCGUACCCACUGCUCCUGCCCCUACCAACCGACCAGACCACGGCCAUUCUUUUGCAGAUCUCCGCACAGCUUUCGAGUUUCUCCGUAAACCCAUCUUUCGUGAACUCCACACGGCCUGCUUUCGACUCGCUGCCACCUCCACCGCCUUUCCAAGCCCCUCGGUAUGCUGUGUGGCUAAACUCACUUUGGUUUAUCAGCAUCGUCUUGAGUCUUGCUUCCGCGACGAUCGGUAUCAUCGUGAAACAAUGGCUAAAGGAGCAUGGCUCUGGACUAUAUGCCAUUGCUGAGGAGAUCAUCCGGCGGAGGCAAGAUCGGUUGAAUAACCUGAACUUGUGGCAUGUCACGGCAAUUGUAGCGGUGCUUCCC